Messenger RNA from Elephantulus edwardii (Cape elephant shrew), 8487 nucleotides. RefSeq names its product multiple EGF-like-domains 8 (gene MEGF8). Gene Ontology annotation, molecular function: calcium ion binding; protein binding. The transcript has 42 exons. Bases 1 to 8487 code for a protein of 2828 amino acids. The record is from RefSeq and is a predicted model, not a curated record. Lineage: Eukaryota; Metazoa; Chordata; Mammalia; Macroscelidea; Macroscelididae.
AUGGCCCCGGUCCCAGUUCUGGCCAGAGCCCUGGCCCUGGCCUUGGCUAUGCUGGGACCGCUGUGCCCAGGGGCCAGGUCAGGGGACUGCAAGGGACAGCGACAGGUGCUGCGGGAGGCUCCAGGCUUCGUGACGGAUGGUGCAGGCAACUACAGCGUCAAUGGCAACUGCGAGUGGCUCAUCGAGGCCCCGAGCCCCCGCCACCGGAUCCUGCUGGACUUCCUCUUCUUGGACACGGAGUGCACAUACGACUACCUGUUCGUGUAUGACGGCGACUCGCCACGUGGGCCCCUGCUGGCCAGCCUGAGUGGGAGUACCCGGCCUCCAUCCAUCGAGGCUGCCUCGGGCAAGAUGCUGCUGCAUCUCUUCAGUGACGCCAACUACAACCUGCUGGGCUUCAACGCCUCUUUCCGCUUCUCCCUGUGUCUGGGGGGCUGCCAGAACCAUGGGCAGUGCCUGCCCCGGGGGGUGUGUGUCUGUGAGCCAGGCUGGGGCGGCCCCGACUGCAGCCUGCAGGAGUGCACAGCCUACUGUGGCAGCCACGGAACCUGCGCUUCACCUCUGGGACCAUGUCGCUGUGAACCUGGUUUCCUGGGACACGCCUGUGACCUGCACCUAUGGGAGAACCAGGGGGCUGGCUGGUGGCACAACGUGAGUGCUGGGGACCCUGCCUUCUCUGCUCGCAUUGGGGCAGCUGGCGCCUAUUUGCCCCAGCCGGGGCUGCUGGCUGUUUUUGGAGGGCAGGACCUUAACAACGCCUUGGGUGACCUCAUCCUGUACAACUUCUCUGCCAACACCUGGGAGCGCUGGGAUCUCAGUCCUGCCCCGGCUGCUCGUCACUCCCACGUGGCCGUGGCCUGGCUUGACUCCCUAGUGCUGAUGGGCGGUGAACUGGCUGAUGGCUCACUCACCAAUGAUGUAUGGGCCUUCAAUCCUCUGGGUGGGGGCCGCUGGGAGCUCCUGGCACCACCUUCCUCCAGCUCCUCUGGGCCCCCAGGCCUGGCAGGCCAUGCAGCUGCCCUUGUGGACAACACCUGGCUCUAUGUGUCUGGAGGCCGUACCCAGCAUGACCUCUUCUCCUCUGGCCUCUUCCGUUUCUGCCUCGAUGGUGCCAGUGGGGGCCGCUGGGAACAGGUGAUCCCGAUGGGCGGGCGGCCCCCUGCUGCCACCGGCCACUCCAUGGUGUUCCAUGCCCCUUCCCGUGCCCUGCUGGUCCAUGGGGGACACCGACCCUCCACUGCCCGGUUCUCUGUGCGGGUGAACUCCACCGAGCUCUUCCACGUGGAUCGGCGUGUGUGGACCACCCUGAAGGGCCGGGAUGGUCUUCAGGGCCCGAGGGAGCGAGCCUUCCACACAGCCAGCGUGUUGGGCAACUACAUGGUGGUGUAUGGAGGCAAUGUCCACACACAUUACCAGGAGGAAAAGUGCUACGAAGAUGGCAUCUUCUUCUACCACCUCGGCUGCCACCAGUGGGUUUCAGGGGCUGAGCUUGCCCCCCCAGGGACCCCUGAGGGCCGAGCAGCACCUCCCAGUGGUCGGUAUUCACAUGUGGCAGCUGUACUUGGUGGCAGUGUCCUUUUGGUGGCUGGAGGCUACAGUGGCCAGCCCCGUGGGGACUUGAUGGCCUACAAGGUGCCACCAUUCGUGUUCCAGGCACCUGCCCCGGAUUACCACCUGGACUAUUGUUCCAUGUACAUGGACCACAGCGUCUGCUCCCGAGACCCUGAAUGCAGUUGGUGCCAAGGAGCCUGCCAGGCUGCACCCCCUCCAGGAACCCCCUCUGGGGCUUGUCCAGCAGCCAGCUGCCUGGGCCUGGGCCGCCUCCUGGGUGACUGCCAGGCAUGCCUGGCCUUCAGCAGCAACACAGCCCCUCCACGGGGGCCCGGCCCCCUGGGAUGGUGUGUGCACAACGAGAGCUGCCUCCCACGGCCUGAGCAAGCCCGCUGCCGUGGGGAGCAGAUUUCUGGCACCGUGGGCUGGUGGGGGCCAGCGCCCGUCUUUGUCACCUCCCUGGAGGCCUGUGUCACCCAGAGCUUCCUUCCCGGCCUACACCUGCUCACCUUCCAGCAGCCGCCCAAUGCCUCCCAGCCCGACAAGGUCUCGAUCGUCCGCAGUACUACCAUCACCCUGACUCCCAACCCAGAGACAGACGUGUCCCUGGUCUACCGCGGCUUCAUCCAUCCCCUGCUGCCAGGUGGACCUGGUGGGCCGGGAGCUGACGAUGUGGCUGUGUGGGCACGUGCUCAGCGUCUUCAUGUCUUGGCCCGGAUGGCCCGUGGCCCUGACACCGAGAACAUGGAGGAGGUGGGGCGUUGGGUGGCCCAGCAGGAGAAGGAGACAAGGCGGCUGCAGCGCCCAGGCUCUGCCCGCCUCUUCCCCUUGCCUGGGCGCGGCCACAAGUAUGCAGUGGAGAUCCGCGGCCAGCUCAAUGGCUCCGUGGGCCCUGGGCACAGUGAGCUCACGCUGCUGUGGGACCGCACUGGUGUGCCAGGUGGCAGUGAGAUCUCCUUCUUCUUCCUGGAGCCCUAUCGCUCGGCGGCCUGCACCUCCUACUCCUCCUGCCUGGGCUGCCUGGCAGACCAAGGCUGUGGCUGGUGCCUGGACAGCGCCACCUGUCACCUGCGCCAGGGCGGGGCCCACUGUGGCCAUGACGGGGCCCUGCUGGUGCUGGUGCCCACCCUCUGCCCGCUCUGUGAGGAGCACCGCGACUGCCACGCCUGCACCCAGGACCCUUUCUGCGAGUGGCAUCAGAGUACCAGCCGAAAAGGGGACGCGACAUGCAGCCGACGGGGCCGGGGCCGGGGUGCUCUGAAGAGCCCAGAAGAGUGUCCCCCACUCUGCAGCCAGCGCCUGACCUGUGAUGACUGCUUGGCCAACUCAAGCCAGUGCGCCUGGUGCCAGUCCACCCACACUUGCUUCUUGUUUGCUGCCUAUCUGGCCCGGUACCCACAUGGGGGCUGUCGUGGCUGGGAUGACAGCGUGCACUCGGAGCCACGGUGCCGGAGCUGCGACCGCUUCCUGACCUGCCGCGAGUGUCUGCAAAGCCAUGAGUGUGGCUGGUGUGGCAACGAGGACAACCCGACACUGGGCCGGUGCCUGCAGGGGGACUUCUCAGGACCCCUCGGUGGGGGUAACUGCUCCCUGUGGGUAGGGGAGGGCCUGGGACUGCCUGUGGCCCUUCCGGCCCGCUGGGCUUAUGCCCGAUGCCCAGAUGUGGACGAGUGUCGCCUGGGCCUGGCUCGGUGCCACCCUCGGGCCACCUGCCUGAACACACCCCUCAGCUACGAGUGCCACUGCCAGCGGGGCUACCAGGGCGACGGCAGCACACAUUGCAACCGCACGUGCCUGGAGGACUGCGGGCAUGGUGCGUGUAGUGGCCCCCCUGACUUCACUUGCGUGUGUGACCUGGGCUGGACAUCUGAUCUGCCACCACCCACACCUGCCCCAGGACCCCCAACCCCGCGCUGCUCCCGGGACUGCGGCUGUAACUUCCACAGCCACUGCCGCAAACAGGGGCCUGGUGUCUGUGAUGAGUGCCAGGACUGGACAUGGGGGGAACACUGUGAACGGUGCCGGCCUGGCAGCUUUGGCAAUGCCACUGGCUCAGGCGGCUGCCGGCCCUGCCAGUGCAAUGGGCAUGGGGACCCACGCCGGGGCCACUGCGACAAUCUCAGCGGGCUCUGCUUCUGCCAGGACCACACUGAGGGCGCCCACUGCCAGCUCUGCUCCCCCGGCUACUAUGGGGACCCCCGGGCUGGUGGCUCCUGCUUCCGGGAGUGUGGGGGUCGCGCCCUCCUUACCAACGUGUCCUCUGUGGCACUGGGCUCACGCCGAGUUGGGGGGCUGCUGCCUCCUGGUGGUGGGGCAACGAGAGCCUGGCCAGGCCUUUCUUAUUGCGUGUGGGUUGUGUCAGCCACUGAAGUACUGCAGCCAUGUGCACCUGGCACCCUGUGCCCACCAUUAACCCUCACCUUCUCCCCUGACAGUAGCACCCCAUGCACGCUGAGCUACGUACUAGCCUUUGAUGGAUUCCCUCGCUUCCUGGACACUGGUGUCGUGCAGUCGGACCGUAGCCUCAUUGCUGCUUUCUGUGGCCAGCGUCGGGACAGACCGCUGACUGUGCAGGCCCUGUCUGGGCUGCUGGUACUGCACUGGGAGGCCAAUGGCUCCACGUCCUGGGGCUUCAACGCAUCGGUGGGCUCUGCCCGCUGUGGCUCAGGGGGGCCUGGGAGCUGUCCUGUCCCCCAAGAGUGUGUGCCCCAGGAUGGGGCUGCAGGUGCUGGGCUCUGCCGAUGUCCCCAUGGCUGGGCCGGUCCUCACUGCCGCAUGGCCCUGUGUCCUGAGAACUGCAGUGCCCACAGUGGGGCAGGGACUUGCAACCAGAGUCUGGGUGUGUGUAUCUGUGCGGAGGGCUUUGGGGGCCCCGACUGUGCCACAAAGCUGGAUGGUGGGCAGCUCGUCUGGGAGACCCUCAUGGACAGCCGCCUGUCAGCUGACACAGCUAGCCGCUUCCUGCACCGCCUGGGACACACCAUGGUGGAAGGACCCGAUGCCACACUCUGGAUGUUUGGGGGCCUGGGCCUGCCCCAGGGGCUGCUGGGAAAUCUAUAUAGAUACUCAGUGAGUGAGCGGCGAUGGACACAGAUGCUGGCAGGCGCUGAGGAUGGGGGCCCUGGCCCAGCCCCCCGCUCCUUCCAUGCGGCUGCCUAUGUUCCUGCUGGCCGAGGCGCCAUGUACCUGCUGGGGGGGCUCACAGCUGGGGGUGUCACCCGAGACUUCUGGGUCCUCAACCUCACCACCCUUCAAUGGCGACAGGAGAAGGCCCCUCAGACCGUGGAGCUGCCAGCAGUCGCGGGUCACACCCUUACUGCCCGCAGAGGUCUCUCUCUGCUUCUAGUGGGCGGUUACUCCCCCGAAAAUGGCUUCAAUCAGCAGCUGCUCGAGUACCAACUGGCAACUGGCACCUGGGUGUCUGGAGCCCAGAGUGGGACACCCCCAACAGGUCUCUAUGGUCAUUCAGCCAUCUACCACGAAGCCACGGACUCGCUCUACGUAUUUGGAGGCUUCCGCUUCCAUGUGGAGCUGGCUGCCCCGUCCCCUGAGCUCUACUCCCUGCACUGUCCUGACCGCACCUGGAGUUUGCUGGCCCCUUCUCAGGGGGCAAAGGAGACCUGUGGACAGUUUGUCUCAGUGUUCUGUGCUGAGUGCCCCAGGGCAGCUCGAAUGUGGAGGUUCUGGGACAUAGGGAAGGCUUCCUGGAGGAGGACGACUUGGCCUGUAUCUCCCCAACAGCCCCGCCCGCGACUUUUCCAUGCCUCCGCCUUGCUGGGGGACACCAUGGUGGUGCUGGGGGGGCGCUCGGACCCCGAUGAGUUCAGCAGUGACGUUCUGCUCUACCAGGUCAACUGCAACGCCUGGCUCCUGCCCGACCUCACCCGCCCAGCCUCUGUGGGACCCCCAAUGGAGGAGUCCGUGGCCCACGCUGUGGCGGCAGUAGGAAGCCGUCUUUACAUCUCUGGGGGUUUUGGGGGUGUGGCCUUAGGGCGCCUGCUGGCCCUGACCCUGCCUCCCGACCCCUGCCGCCUGCUAUCCUCACCUGAAGCUUGUAACCAGUCUGGGGCCUGUACCUGGUGCCAUGGGGCCUGCUUGUCUGGAGACCAAGCCCACAGGUUGGGCUGUGGGGCCCACCCCUGCUCCCCAAUGCCUCGCUCCCCUGAGGAGUGUCGUCGGCUCCGGACCUGCAGCGAGUGCCUGGCCCGCCAUCCCCGGACGCUGCAGCCUGGAGAUGGAGAGGCAUCUGUCCCCCGCUGUAAGUGGUGUACCAACUGCCCUGAGGGUGCCUGCAUUGGGCGCAAUGGCUCCUGCACCUCAGAGAAUGACUGUCGGAUCAACCAGCGAGAGGUCUUCUGGGCAGGAAACUGUUCCGAGGCUGCGUGCGGGGCUGCAGACUGCGAGCAGUGCACGCGAGAGGGCAAGUGCAUGUGGACGCGCCAGUUCAAGAGAACAGGGGAGACGCGGCGCAUCCUCUCAGUGCAGCCUACAUAUGACUGGACGUGCUUCAGCCACUCCCUGCUGAACGUGUCCCCAAUGCCGGUGGAGUCAUCGCCCCCACUCCCCUGCCCUACCCCUUGUCACCUCCUGCCCAACUGUACCUCCUGCCUGGACUCCAAGGGUGCGGAUGGGGGCUGGCAGCACUGUGUAUGGAGCAGCAGCCUCCAGCAGUGUCUCAGCCCUUCUUACCUGCCCCUGCGGUGUAUGGCCGGAGGCUGUGGGCGUCUGCUCCGGGGCCCAGAGAGUUGCUCCCUGGGCUGUGCUCAGGCAACGCAGUGUGCCCAGUGCCUACGACGCCCUCAGUGUGGCUGGUGCGCCUGGGGGGGCCAGGAUGGUGGUGGCCGCUGCCUGGAGGGUGGACUCAGUGGCCCUCGUGAAGGGCUGACGUGUGGGCGUUCUGGGGCCUCCUGGGCCUUCCUGGCCUGCCCCCCUGAAGAUGAAUGUGCAAAUGGGCACCAUGACUGCAACGAGACGCAGAAUUGCCACGACCGCCCCCAUGGUUAUGAGUGCAGCUGCAAGACAGGCUACACCAUGGACAAUGUGACCGGGCUAUGCCGCCCUGUGUGCGCCCAGGGCUGUGUCAAUGGCUCAUGCGUGGAGCCCGACCACUGCCGCUGCCACUUUGGAUUUGUUGGUCGCAACUGCUCCACAGAGUGUCGCUGCAACCGCCACAGCGAGUGUGCUGGCGUUGGGGCACGUGACCACUGUCUACUCUGCCGCAACCACACCAAGGGCAGCCACUGUGAGCAGUGCCUCCCACUGUUUGUGGGUUCAGCUUUGGGAGGUGGGACCUGCCGGCCCUGUCACGCCUUCUGUCGUGGCAACAGCCACGUCUGCGUCUCCAGGAAGGAGCUUGAAAUGGCCAGGAGGGAGCCUGAGAAGUAUUCUCUGGAUCCAGAGGAGAUUGAAAACUGGGUGGCAGAGGGCCCCAGUGAGGAUGAGGCCGUGUGCGUAAACUGCCAGAAUAACAGCUAUGGGGACAAGUGUGAGAGCUGCCUCCAUGGCUAUUUCCUCCUGGACGGGAAGUGCACCAAAUGCCAGUGUAAUGGCCACGCAGACACAUGUAAUGAGCAGGACGGGACAGGCUGUCCUUGUCAGAACAACACAGAGACAGGCACAUGCCAGGGCAGUUCCCCCAGUGACCGCCGGGACUGCUACAAGUACCAGUGUGCCAAGUGCCGGGAGUCGUUCCAUGGGAGCCCGCUCGGAGGCCAGCAGUGCUACCGCCUCAUUUCUGUGGAGCAAGAAUGCUGCCUGGACCCCACGUCCCAGACUAACUGCUUCCAUGAGCCCAAGCGCCGGGCCCUGGGCCCUGGCCGCACCGUCCUCUUCGGUGUGCAGCCCAAGUUCACCAAUGUGGACAUCCGCCUAACACUGGAUGUGACUUUCGGGGCCGUGGACCUCUACGUCUCCACCUCCUAUGACACCUUUGUGGUCCGCGUGGCCCCAGACACCGGCGUCCACACUGUGCAUAUCCAGCCCCCACCACCCCCCCCACCUCCACCACCCCCGGCUGAUGGUGGACCCCGGGGGUCCGGGGAGCCAGGGGCACUUGGGACUGGGAGUGGGCUGGGCACCCCGGCAGAGCCUCGGGUGCGGGAGGUGUGGCCACAUGGCCUCAUCACCUACGUGACUGUGACUGAGCCCUCGACAGUGCUGGUGGUGCAUGGCGUGCGGGACCGGCUGGUCAUCACCUACCCACAUGAGCACCACGCCCUCAAGUCCAGCCGCUUCUACCUGCUCCUGCUGGGUGUGGGAGACCCAGGCGGGCCCGGCGCCAACGGCUCUGCUGACUCGCAAGGCCUGCUUUUCUUCCGGCAGGACCAGGCCCACAUCGACCUGUUUGUUUUCUUCUCCGUCUUCUUCUCCUGCUUCUUCCUCUUCCUCUCGCUUUGUGUGCUGCUUUGGAAGGCCAAGCAGGCCCUGGACCAGCGGCAAGAGCAGCGCCGGCAUCUGCAGGAGAUGACCAAGAUGGCUAGCCGUCCCUUCGCCAAGGUCACCGUCUGCUUCCCACCGGACCCAGCUGCCUCGGCGCCCCCCUGGAAGCCUGCUGGACUCCCACCACCUGCCUUCCGCCGCUCUGAGCCCUUCCUGGCACCUCUACUGCUGACAGGGGCUGGUGGGCCCUGGGGACCCGUGGGAGGGGGCUGCUGCCCUCCAGCCCUGCCCACCACCCCUGCUGGCCUGCGAGCUGGGCCCAUCACCCUCGAGCCCACUGAAGAUGGCAUGGCAGGUGUGGCCACACUGCUGCUUCAGCUGCCUGGUGGGCCCCAUGCCCCCAACGGUGCCUGCCUGGGCUCAGCCCUUGUCACGCUGAGGCACAGGCUCCACGAGUACUGCGGAGUCGGCAGCGGGGCUGGGGGCAGUGGGCAUGGGGCUGGAGGAGGCCGGAAGGGCCUGCUGAGCCAGGACAACCUCACCAGCAUGUCCCUCUGA